CACCUAGGAGCCUCCGCCCCUUGGGACGGACCUGACCCGAAGCCGAGGCAAUGGCUCUCAGGACUAAGCUGGAGAUCUUGGAGGGAGAGAGGAUGGCAUCGUGGAGCCCUGACACCCCAUGUUCCUGCGACUGCUUUGUCUCAGUGCCCCCAGCCUCAGCCAUUCCCGCCGUGAUCUUUGCCAAGAACUCGGACCGACCCCGGGAUGAGGUGCAGGAGGUGGUGUUUGUCCCAGCAGGCACUCACGCCCCAGGGAGCCGGCUCCAGUGCACCUACAUCGAGGUGGAACAGGUGCCAAAGACCCAUGCUGUGAUCCUGAGCCGCCCUUCUUGGCUGUGGGGGGCUGAGAUGGGCGCCAAUGAGCAUGGCGUCUGCAUUGGCAAUGAGGCGGUGUGGACCAAGGAGCCAGUUGGCGAGGGGGAAGCCCUGCUGGGCAUGGAUCUGCUCAGGCUGGCUUUGGAACGGGGCAGCUCAGCCCAGGAGGCCCUGCACGUGAUCACAGGCUUGCUGGAGCGCUACGGGCAGGGGGGCAGCUGCCGGGAGGACCCCACGCCCUUCUGCUACCAUAACACCUUUCUGCUGGCCGACCGGACUGAGGCCUGGGUGCUGGAGACGGCGGGGAGGCUAUGGGCGGCGCAGAGGAUCCCGGCGGGGGCCCGCAACAUCUCCAACCAGCUGAGCAUCGGCACCGACCUCUCGGCAGAACACCCCGAGCUGCGGCCCCACGCCCGGGCCCAGGGCUGGUGGGAUGGGCAGGGCGCCUUUGACUUUGCCCAGGCCUUCUCCCUGACCCAGCAGCCUGUGCGCAUGGAGGCAGCCAAGGCCCGCUUCCAGGCGGGGCGGUUGCUGCUGCAGCAGAAGCAAGGGGCCAUCACGGCAGAGGUGAUGAUGGGCAUCCUCAGGGACAAGGCGAGUGGCAUCUGUAUGGACUCCGGAGGCUUCCGCACCACGGCCAGCAUGGUGUCCCUCCUGCCCCGGGAUCCCACCCAGCCCUGUGUCCACUUCCUCACCGCCACACCAGACCCAGCCCGGUCAGUGUUCAAACCUUUCAUCUUCGGCGUGGGGGCGGCCCAGGCCCCCCUGGUGCUGUCCCCCACGUUUGGCGCACAGGACCCUGUUCAGACCCUGCCCCGAUUCCAGACUCAGGUGGAUCGCCGGCACACCCUCUACUGCAGACACCAGGUGGCGCUGGGGCUGAUGGAGAGCGAGCAGGUAACCCCCAGGGAAUGGGGGCUCCCCUGGGGGCACUGCUCCCCUCCCCUACCCCAAUCAGAUUCUGGGAAGGAUCGGGGCCAGCAGCUCAGGCAGAAGCAGCAGGAUCUGGAGCAGGAAGGCCUGGAAGCUGUGCGGGGGCUGCUGGCUGGGGAGUGGGCCCCAUGCCCCCAGGAGCUGGGCGGCCUCUUCCAGGCCUUUGUGGAGAAGGAGAGCCAAGCCUAUGCCUGAGCCAGGCUCCUCCCGGCCUGGGGCGGGGUGCAGCGGCCUGGGCUUGACACGGGUCCCCUGGGGCAGUGGGACAGAGCAAUCCCUUCACCCCCUCAGCCUUGUUCUGAGUGGCCAGGCUGGCCUUUGCCGUAAUAAAUGUGUUUUAUUUCCUC
Phacochoerus africanus (Common warthog) is the source of this 1594-nucleotide messenger RNA. It is a transcript of the gene SCRN2, whose product is annotated as secernin 2. The record is from RefSeq and is a predicted model, not a curated record. The coding region runs from base 51 to 1442 and encodes 463 amino acids. Gene Ontology annotation, biological process: proteolysis. NCBI's taxonomy places the organism in Eukaryota, Metazoa, Chordata, Mammalia, Artiodactyla, Suidae. Gene Ontology annotation, molecular function: cysteine-type exopeptidase activity; dipeptidase activity. The transcript has 8 exons.